AUGUCGGGAAGCAUUUUGUAUGUGUUUGUAGUUGGAUUUCAUCAUAAGAGAGGCUGUCAGGUUGAAUAUAGCUACCCACCGAUAAACAACAAGACUCGUAUAUCCGACGAAGAUCUACCGCCGGAAUGGAAAACGUUGCCCUCACUGGCACUUCCCGAUGGGGCGCACAACUUUGAAAAGGAUUCUGUAUUUUUCCAUUUGCCAUCGUUGGAAAAGCCAAAUCAGACUGUUUACGGGGUUUCUUGUUAUCGCCAGAUCUCGUCGCAGACUCUGCUCAACAGGUCAGAAGAUGUGACCCGCUGUACGGUGCAGAAAAGCGUUUGCGUUCUGUCGGUGCUGCCGCUUUACGGCUUGCUCAAGGCGGAGCUAGAAGCGAUUACUCAGGUAUACUUCAGCCAGUGUGACUUUGACAAGGUAGAGCUGCUGGCCGAAAUGUACGAGCACCUGAAGCGGACAAUCAACAUCAGUGAGCUGAAGAAUCGCGCGAUGUACGGUACGUUUGGUCGAUCGACUUUUAUCUCCUCGAAAUUAGUCCUUACCAAUGUGUUCAUUUAUUCCACAGAACAGAUAUCUGUUUAUUGUUAUUGA
Molecule: messenger RNA, 588 nt
Organism: Soboliphyme baturini
Lineage: Eukaryota; Metazoa; Nematoda; Enoplea; Dioctophymatida; Soboliphymatidae
Source: the annotation of a GenBank genome assembly